Messenger RNA from Colletotrichum spaethianum, 3894 nucleotides. Its product is annotated as putative cytochrome b5. The transcript is spliced from 7 exons. The coding region runs from base 1 to 3894 and encodes 1297 amino acids. Gene Ontology annotation, cellular component: membrane; intracellular membrane-bounded organelle. The record is from RefSeq and is a predicted model, not a curated record. Lineage: Eukaryota; Fungi; Ascomycota; Sordariomycetes; Glomerellales; Glomerellaceae. Gene Ontology annotation, molecular function: heme binding.
AUGGCAGCAAAUGACCCCAAGCUGCCAUGGUGGGCUCAACCCUUUUUCCCGGAGUUGGACGCCGAAGGCACCGACUUCCGUGACUAUACACCCACUCCGAAACCGAAUGCCUUUGAUCUCGAUCGGCUUUUCUUCGCAGAGCACCUGCAGCUACUACGUUUUGGAGGGCUCCGCGCAUACGAGGCCCUCGUCCUACAACAGCUCGAGCCAUAUACGCCGCGGCUGGUGCUGCCGAGGGGGCUUUCGGGGUACAACAGCAGCGACUCGAGCGAGAACGAAGAGGAUACAAACGAAGCAUACGAGAACGAUGAUGAUGCUUACAUUAUCGACGAUAAGAAAGGCGGAAGUUCCUUGUUUAAUAUCUACAAGCCGUCCAACCCCACGUUGGCCUCUUGGGUGGAACGGGACUUUGUGGAAGUGGACGAAACCAAGUGGUUCAAACUCUUUCAGAAGGAGAGAUGGGCGAGUUAUUUCAACUCGGAUCCUAAGCAGUUGUCGGUCGACAUCGACAACAAGGAGCACUGGCGCAAGUUGAGCAGGGUCAUAGAGAUCGCAAACCGAAUUCUUAGUGAGGUCUUGGAUCAAGAGUGGGUAGCAAGCUUUCUUGACACACGCGCUCGCGAUAUAUGCGAACCCGUCUCUUCUGGGAACGGGUCGCAAACCUGGGCUGACACCGCCAUCUACCGCGUUGCCCCUCUCCCUCCCGAGUCCCGCAUCAGCAAGGAGCAGGCCCGUAAAGUGCUCGACGACAACGCCCAUUACUUCUUCUGGGGGUUCCACAUGCCAGACGAGUAUCCGGGCGUGACUGGCAGGACUUUGCAGGUCCCGGACAAGAAAAGGACCACGUGGCACUGGAUGACGCUGGCCCUGACGUAUAUGGAGCCGGUGUUCAUAGAGAGCACGCCCGAGGAUCCAGAAGGGAGGCAGGCUGCAGUUGGGAUGGCCAAAACCUUCUUCAAGGAGGAGAGGUGGGCGGAAGCAGGCUACUCUCUCGAGAAUGCCGUGUUCGGAACCGCCAUGAAAAAUCACUGGGCAACCUCGGCCGGGCGCCUCCUGUAUCUCGGCAUGUGCGGGAUGAGCCCUCAAACGUGCGAGACUAGCUUGCACUUUAGAUACGACAGCUGGUCCCCUGUUAACCCCUUCCUCGACACGCUGCUCGGCAUUCCUGCCAUCUUUCCCUGCGCCCUGACGACCUCUGACUUCUGGAAUAUCCACGUCAGGAAGUAUGGCUGCUCAAGCCUGCGGUGGUCGUGGGUCUGCGAGGGCAAGUCCAAGAAAAUCAAUGAUGAAACGCAGAUGCGGCCCGCGAAGAUCAUGGAGAUACCGUUCAAGUAUUCGAGGUACGACGAGCUCAAUAGGAGUAUGAAGGCUGUGGCGGAGAAGUUGCGGAAAAGACGACUAGACCUGAAAAGACUGCGGCCGUGGUACGCCGAAGAGUACGACGUCUGGUGUGGGACGGUGUAUGCCGAUACGUCGUUGCGGAAUUCACUCAUGUCGUUCGUAAUAGCGCUCUACGGCCGCUCAAUCAUGAACGAGGCUACCGCGAUUGAUUGUGUCGACCAGAUGGUGAAGCCGUACAAUCGGCUUUCCGACCUGGAGGAAGUCAGCCCUGAGAGCAAGAGACCGUCGAAGCUGUUCUACCAGGCUCUGGGGUUCCUCGGCCAAGCGGCACUGCCCGUAAGGACUAGGCCCAUACCGUACGAAGACGAUAGUUUUGGCGAGUACCUUGACCGGAUGCGUCCAGCCUUGAGGCCCAGCUUCGCUGGCAACGCAGAUUUCGCCGACGUGCUGUUCCAAUAUGGAAAGGCGUCCCUGGAGAACAGAAAGUCCAAGACGCUGUACAAAGCGAGCUCCCCCAGCCACGAUAGAGAGUUGUGCAUGGGCAACGCUCGUCUUGCUUUCCUGCGUUGGAAAAUUCUGGGAUACGUUACGGUUUCGCUCGCCAACGACUUCGAGCUCGAGUGGCAGUGGAUGAGGCGGCAGCUGGACCAGGCGCCGUUGGACGACGUAGUUUUGGAGUGGACUGGCUUGACAUGGCGUUACUUGCGCAACUAUGUCGGUCAGCCGGAUCAUCAGUCAUCGAGCUUCUUUCGCCCAGAGCAGAGGCCUGCGCACCACAGUGAAGGCGUCGACGCGGAUAUCCCAGCAUGGGCUAUUGCGAGGCCGGUGAUCGCCUCGGCCUCGACCCCUGCCCGCUCGGCAGCAGCGAGGCUUCCAUUCUACAGCAUCGCUGAGGUUGGCGAACACCAGAAACUCAAGAACCCGGUCAUAUGGGGUUGCUUGUGGAACGGCAAGGAGAUGGGGGUUUACGACAUCACCGAGAUGCUGCCGAACAAAACUUGGGACGGGGCCUUGAGAAACCAUAUUACUCGGCCAGCCCCAGCCCCCGUUUGUCGAAUGCUGCGACCAGACGUGAUCGGGGACGAUUGUCUCAGGUGGCUUCAAGACCAAGGUCCUGUUGGGUACCUCGUUACACCCCGCAGGAAAGAGGAUAUCCGAAUCAAUGAUGGGACGCUCGGGAAACCACGAUGGGUAACUUUUGCAGAGGAUGUGUUUGAUGUGACUGAGAUCAACUUCAAACCAGAGCUACAGGACCUGGAAACUAUCAUUACUGAGACCACUAACGGAGAUCCCGUCGUCGAGGCCGUCAAUAAGGGGUGGCACCCUGAUGUCAUUCAGGAAGCCCUCCGUCCGUACAAGAUCGGCUGGGUAUGGAACAAACUCGGCGAAAGACACCAUCGUCAUCAUCGCGUGUUUACAGCGAAUGAGGUCAAUUGGCACACGACUCGCGAGACGGGUAUCUACACCAUCAUACAUGACUGCGUUUAUGAUUUCACAACUUUCGUCGAUUUACAUCCCGGUGGGUCGUCUAUCAUUGAGGAGGUUGCAGGAACCGACGGCACAGACUUGUGGGCUGGUUACCAUAGCGACCCCUACUCAGACUUCGGCCUUGAUGUCUACAAGGUGUUGGAGGGGUUGCAGAUCGGAUCCAUCGUCCAGGAGCGGGACACCAAAACCGUGUCGCCUAAUGAAAUCUGCAUCCGAGACUAUAUCUUCAGCAAAGAUGAUUUUGCGACAUCAGAGAUCAAAGAAAAUGACAGGAGUCUUGAUCACCUUGCCGGCUACUGGGGCACAGAUGCGACUGCUGAAAUGGACAAGAAGGUUAUACCCGAGGUAUACCGCCAGCUCUGGGAGCGUCUCGAUGUCAUCACUGCCAAAGUGGUCACCCCGCGCGAUCGGCUUCCCUAUAUGAGCCGAAAGGACCUUGAAGGCAUGAACGGUAAAGAAAAACCAGGAGGGUUCAACGAGUCUUAUGUGUCCGAUGGCAAGUACGUCUAUAACCUCACUUCUUACUUUCCAAAACCAGCGUUGCUGCGAUACAGCAGACCCAAUCUACUUCUAGAAAGCUUAAAGCUCAAGGCUGGAUCUGUUCUUUCCACCAACCUGCCAGUGGAAGACGGCAUGAAGCAGUGGCUCUGGAACACAAGCCAACACCGCAUCAUCGCCUUGUACCGCACCCCCAAGCACACCCAUAUCACUGCGGAGAAAACCGUAGCUUGGAGGAACUCAUACAGACGGACACCAAGCACGAAGCCAAAGGUCGCCCCCGAGCCCGGCUCCUCGGCGGUCAAGGCAAACCAAGCUUCGGCGCCGGCGCCGACGCCAUUCACAGUGCGGCCGUUAUACCCACUUCGGAAGAAGCAGAAGAGCCAAAGGGACGGCCCAGAAAACCCUUACCCGAAGCUAAGCCAGUUCGAACCGUCAGAUGCCGCCGGGGACUUCUCGGCGGAGAUGAUCCAGGCAACUGCGAAGACUACCUUGGAGCAGAUGGGGUUUGCGGUGGGCCCUGAGAAGAGGGUGAGUGGACAGAAGAGGAAGAUGGAGGAUUGGUAA